This is a messenger RNA of Ailuropoda melanoleuca (giant panda), 863 nucleotides long. It is a transcript of the gene SPATA3, whose product is annotated as spermatogenesis associated 3. Bases 140 to 790 code for a protein of 216 amino acids. The transcript is spliced from 4 exons. The record is from RefSeq and is a predicted model, not a curated record. NCBI's taxonomy places the organism in Eukaryota, Metazoa, Chordata, Mammalia, Carnivora, Ursidae.
GUGACUGUUCUCUGUGGGGCUUAGGUCCAUCCCGAGGCCAGAGCCUUCCCCCAGGGCAGGGGCAAGCGGCCCCUCCAGGAGGGAGCCGGAAGAUUAGGCAGCUCUAUGUAGGUCCACGUUUAGGUGAAGAGAACCCACCAUGAGGAAGGGCAAAAAGAAGAAGCCGGAGUCCAGACGCCAUGGCUCCACCUCACAGCGUGCCAGCUCCGAGUCCACGCCACAGCACGCCAGCUCCGAGUCUACACCACAGCAGCCCAGCCCCAGAUCUACCCCCCAGCCCAGCCCCGGAUCCACCCCCCAGCCCAGCCCCAGCUCUACCGUGCAGCAGCCCAGCCCCGAAUCCACCCCCCAGCAGCCCAGCCCCGGCUCAACCCUGCAACCCAGCUGUGAAUCCACUCCCCGACAGUCUACACCCCAGGCUCUCCCAGCUCCCGAAUCCAACCCCUCCACCAGGGGCCUGGCGCCUCAGGACACUAACACCAAAGCAUCCUCUCGAUCCAGGAAAACAGGGGCUGUGACUCGUGCGGGCCCACGGGCCUUCUGUUCCUGUUCCACUUGCCCCGGCAGCUCGGCUUGCUGGUGUCGCCUGGGCCUGUGUCACAGCCGCAUCUUUGAUGUCCUCCUUCCUCGGGCCUGGCCCACCAUGCCAGGGAGAGGAUCCCCAAGCCUCCUCACUUUCUACAGAAAACCUACAAGGAAACACUCCACUCAUCGUAAUUCGCGUGCUCCAAGCUCUCGGGACUGCUGCUGUGGCUCUGGGGGCCCUAGGAGCUGCCUAUUACACCAUUGAAUCCUUGUGAGCAAACCCCCAGGCCCACGGUCCGGCAGAUCCAGUUUCCAUCAAGGAUCUCUCUUGUCACCAA